Molecule: messenger RNA, 5975 nt
Organism: Perognathus longimembris pacificus (Pacific pocket mouse)
Lineage: Eukaryota; Metazoa; Chordata; Mammalia; Rodentia; Heteromyidae
Exons: 6
Coding region: 2198-3298 (366 amino acids)
Source: RefSeq, a predicted model, not a curated record
GCCAAAAUGGCCGCGCGCUAUUACCAUGGGUUGUGGGAGCGCGGGACGAUUUGCAGGGUGAACAUCAGUGCAGCGUGGCCUGCCACCGCGGACCGGCAAUAUCCCGUGGACUUCACAGAGCCCUGCAAGUUAUUUGGCAGCUGAUGGAGAUCUCAAGGUAAAGAUGUUGGUGAUGAAUCAAGUGAGAGGGAUUCUUCAAACAUCUCCAUGCACAUUGCUGUGGAGAAGGUUCCAGGUACUGAGGUCCAUGCAAGUGAGGCCCUGAAGUCUCUUCCUGCACUUACAGAACCCAGAACCACGCCUGCGACCCUUAUUCAUUAGCUUUGAAGAGUGUGAAUUCUCCAGUUAUCAGCCACAGUACCUCAGAGGGGAAAAAUGCCUCCUCUCUGGGAGAAUUUGGACCUUGUUGCAGCAGACAGUUGACAGUCACCAUCUUUUAUGAUCCAGCCACCUGCCUUCAUUUCUGGAGUAACAGAUCAUCUUUCCUUGUGGAAUUUUCAGCUUCUACAGAUAAAUCAGAAGAAGAAUCCAAUGUCUUCAGUGUCUAUGAGAAUGACUUAAUUAACACAUGAUAGUAAGACUUAACAAAUGGGAUUGCAUCCAAUUAAAAAGCUUCUGCACAACAAAAGAAACAACAGAGUGAAGAUAGACUACAGAAUGAGAGAAAAUCUUUACCAGCUACUCAUCCAUCCGACAGGGCAGUAAUAUCCAGAAUAUAUAAAGAACUCAAGAAAAACACCAAAACAUCAAGUUUAUCAACACAUUGAUUUACCAGUACAUGGCAUACUUAGAGUAGGUGACCAGAAGGUUGUGGUUUGCCACAGGCCCUUUAACUACAAACUAGUGGCUAAUACUGCCCAAAGCAUGUGGAUUUCUGAUAGACACUGGAACGAAAAAUACCUACUAAGAAGUUUAUACUCAGUGACAUUAGACCGUUCACUGAACUGGGGUGCCAUUAUUGUAUUAAGAGAUAUCUCAGAUAUGUUUGAAAAGUCACUUUUGUCAUGAAGUCUGUCUUAAGAGAAGAUUACACCAUAGGAAUGUGUUUGUUUUCAAAAUCACAUAUACGGGCAUCAUUCCUUAUUAGAACUGGCCAAAACCCGACUUCAUCAAAAAGCAGAGAAUGUUGAGCAUCUCAUUCCCCUCCACUGCUGACUGACCUAACCUACAUCUCCCAAAGCUCUAGGCCCCUCUAAACUCAGACCUUGCCUUGCUUCCUAAAGCUCUGUUAGAUGUCUUCCGCCACUCAUCUUUCUACUUCAGAUCUAGACUGAGUCUCUUGCCCCAUCUUGCCUGUGUUGCAGGCUUCUCCCUUCAGCACUGUUAAAAUUUGUAACAGUCACAUGAUGUUGAAGGGAAUGUCCUCAAGAAAAAAUUAUGACCACCACCUUGAACCGAUCUCCAACUAUGAGUACUCCAAUUACUCUGCAGCCCUUGGAUACUUUGUUUUUGAUGUUAUGUCUUUUCAACUGUUAGCAGAAAAUGUGCCUCACUCUCCUGCAAGGAAUGAGAGUAAUGUCAUUAAUAUUGGGAAAGGUAAACAUCCACCAUCUGUAUAUGAAUGUAUGAAGGCUGGAAAUUAUACGAGAGUCCGUGUAAAAGCAACAACACCAGUGCUAAAUGUAAAUCUUGGAUGGCUUUUUCAUUUCCUUAACAGCUAAAUUGCAAAGUGUGGCGUUUACAUCCAUCCUCCAAGAAUGAGACGCAUCAAUCAGUUUUACUGAAAAGAGUAAAUUAGUUAUUUGUUUUCCCAUAAAAGAGCAACCAAGUGUGUUAUGCUCAAUUUUACAAUGAUGAAAGAAAGCACCUUCUGUCAAUAGCUUUCUGCAAAAGUUCUCAUAUUUUCUCCCUUUCAGUGUCUGAUACAAAAGUAGAGGCAAGUGCCAGGCCCCUCGGCCAGGAGCUAAGUGUCUGAGACCAGCAAUGAGAAAGGAAGAAGCUGGAGCUGUCCUUGUCGUCCAGGUAGCUUGAGGCACCCCGGCUGCCAUUGUGCCUCGUGCUGUGUCUUCCUGACCCUGUACAGGUCCCUGGCCCAUGCAGUACCCCGAGAACAAUGGGUCCCCUGUGUCCUGUGGUUUUUGUUCUCCCCUGAGGCCAACUGUCCCUAGAGUCCUGGGCGCUUCUCUGCUAGCAGUGUACUGACAUCGAGAACAAGAUCCCCACUUGAGGUCUCCGGACCCCCUAGCUCAGUGCUCUCAUGGGUAGCUACCUGAGCAGUUAUCUGAGCCCAAGUAAGGACGCUGCACAGCCCCAGGCUUCUAAGACCUGCUCUCGGAAGCCUAGGCGCACCCCUCGCAGCACUUUGAUGGCCACAUUCCAGGGCACCUACCUAGGCAAGUACCUAAGCAGCUACUUGCGCACGCGCAAGGCUGUGCUGCAGCCCUCGGCCCAGAAGCACAACUCUGUGAGGCUCAGCGCCGCCCGGCGUGGUGAGCUCAUCAGCAACUACCUGGACCGGUGCCUGAGCACCUACCUAGCUACACGCAAGACCACAAUGCGGCCCUUCAUCCAGAAGUACCACUCUCUGCGGCCUAAGCGCCUAUGUCGCAAUGCAGUCAUGAAUAGCUCUAUAGGCAUUUACCUGGACAAGUGCCUGAGCACCUACCUGGCUACACGCAAGGCCACCGUGCAGCGCUUUGUCCAGAAGCACCACGCCGGGAGGCCCGGGAAUACUCAACGGUACGCAGGUCUCAGGGUGCGUACUCCAAGUGUGCCACCUGACCCUGACCCCAACGGAGUCCAGGGCGCGAUUGCCACUCCGGCUCCAAGCCGUUUUCCUCGCAAGCUGUCUCUCUGGCUCCCAGUGAGGCCCGAUUAUCCUGGUGGCGAAUACAACCAUUACCUGAAGCACAGGAUUUGGUCUCCUCAAGUUCUUUCACCAGGCCCAGAGCCCGAUGAGAGGCCAGAUGCGUGUCCUAGUGUGUCACACCAGCCAUCCACCCCACAAGGAGAGGCUGAAUGCCUGUUCCAAGGAGAGCCAGUGCAACAGGGCCAAAGGAAGUUCAACAACCCUCCUUGGUUUGAGGUUCUGCACCCCAAGAGAAGUGGGCAGAGUCCUGCACCUCGACCAUCUGCCUUCACACCUGUCAUCAGAAAAGGAGUGGCCCAACCCUUUAGGCCCAGGCCAGGGCCACUGAAUAGAAAUGUCGAUGCCACCGAGAUGAUGGAGAGAGAGCGCUGCAGUUUUCCCUCAGCCUGCCCAGCCUGCUGCCCAACCUGCUCAGGACUGGGUUUCAUAGCCUCAACUGGAGAAUCGCAAGCAAGUCCUGAGCUGCCUGCCAACCACCAACCCUCCUGACCAUCCCAGCAGCCCAUUGGGACCCCUGGCCCCUGAGUGUAUCCACCCUGAUGGCCCCCUGGCUCCUGCGGGGCAGGGCCCUGCCUCCUGAAGCCACAGCCUUUGCACCCUACUUACCCCUGCUCUACACCCACAGAAGUCACUGGACAAUCAGGUAACGUCCCACUCCUUCAGGUGAUACAGGUCUGCCAUUCCCUCCUUACCCUGCAGAGCUCACAGCUAAGAGACUUUCUAGGCCUUUCCCCUGCCAACUCAAUCCUGCCUUCCUGAGACCAGACUUGGCAGAUAGGUAGGCUUCCCCUCAAAGUGCCCAGUUUGUGUAGCUAAAUAAUAGUGAAGACCGGAAGUUUCAUCGUCUUAUUUUUUUCUUGUAAGCACUAGUGUUCAUCAUGAUUUCUCCAGUUGGCACUGUUGACAUUUGGGGCCCGAACAUUUUUUUGUGAUUGGAGCCUUUCGUGAGCAGUAAAGGGCAUAAGCAACAUUCUUGACCUCUAACCAGUGGAUGCUAGUAGCACAACCCCAGUUGUGACUUAAUAAUGUCUCCAGGCAUUGCAGAUAUAUCCCCAUAGUACAAAAUCACCCUUUGAUGAAAACCACUGAACCAGAGCUGCAUCCACUUACAAAAGAAACACAAGUGAAAUCUUAAAAUUAUACUUUUGAAGGAAAAGAUUACAAAUAUGUGUAGCGCAAUGCCCUUUCUAUAAAAUAUUAUUUAAUAAAAUUAUUUAAUUCAUAUCUAUAUUUUAUACCUACAUUUAUAUACUACUAGAAUUGUUCUUACAUGUAUUUUCAAUUAAAUAUAAAUUAAUAAAGUUAACUGAAAUUAUUUUGAAAUACUGAUGUUAGUACUGGCAAUAUUUUACUAAGUUCAAUACGAUUAAUAUUAUUUCUUUGUAUAAACUAUAUGAAAACAAAUACAAAAUAGUGUUUCUGGCAUGAUAAAACUCCAUAAGCCAGGUACAGGGUCAUUUCAUACUUUGUUCUUUACAUCUACAGCCUCUUUGCGUAUUGUUCAAAUAUGAUUUUCAUUUUUUUUCCCAUUACGGAGAGAGGAUAUAAUGGUACUUGCUUUCUAAGAGGGUGGAGCUGAUGAUGAGUAAUUAAAUAAAUACACUGGGAAGACAAGAAUGCCAAGUGCUCUAAAAGAAAAAGUAGGUCCGGGAGUGUAGCUCUCUAGUAGUAUGCUUGCCUAGCAUAUCUGAACCUGAAGGUUCUAUCCCUGGAACUAGGAGAAAAAAGCACCACUUAUCUUCAAGAUACAACCCUGCGAUGUAAAUGAAGCCUAAGAAGCGGCUUGGACUGGACUGCCUUGGUGAAAAUACUUUGGGCAUUAUGAAUGGGACUCUCCUGAGCCUUGGACCACAUCGUUUGUCUCUUAGAUCUACCCUCUAAAUGCUAUACCUCAUUCCAGCCAUGGAUAAAACUUUAAACCCACCUCUCCAUUGCUACGUGUUUCUUGGGCAGAGUCAGACCCGUCUGUGUAAGAAAACCUUGUACCUCUGUAGCAUUUGUUUUCAAACUUCUUACCAAAAAUUGUGUUUUACAAUCAUAUUUUGUGACUCUAAGCAAGAACUGAUGAUCAUUUAUUUUGGCUUUGUAUUUAUUCUCUUUUUUUUUUUUAGUAUUUUUAAUUGUAUAGCUUUAUAGAGUUCUCAGAACAAUUCGUUCCUGGAAAUACUGUCUUGUUUAUUCAAUGUAUGUUUCUGUGAACAUUCAUCCUAAAGUUCCUUUCCACAAGACUUAUAUUUCACUUGUCAAUUAAUCCAAAUAAAAUGGUAUAAUAAUGUUAUUAUACUUCUUCCUCUCCCCUGGGUGUAAGGGCCUAAAGAGUUCUUUCUAACCGAUUCUGUUUGGAAAAGAAACGAACAAGUUGCUAUCCAAUCCAAGAGAGCAACGUGAGCAUGCAGUGAUGUCUUGUGGCUCUAACGUCCCCUGACUAUAAACUGAAGUUUUCCAAAGAAGCCACAUUUAUAGUCAAGAACUUCCCAAUUAUUUCACCUUUGCUGAUUGGAACAUUGUGACCUUGUGAAGAAAUAAAAUGCCAUAGAUCAAGAACCAUAACUUAUAUGGGGCAAACUUUAGUGCCCCAUCCCCCCCCAAACCUUUAUUGAGACAGGAUCUCAAUAGGUGGCUGAGGUUGACCUGGAACUUGCCUCAGCCCACAGAGUGUUGGCAUUAUCAUUGUGUGCCACCACACCCUUUAGUCUCUGAUUUUGGUCAUACUAGGGGGUUUGAGCUCAGGUCUUCCCACUUGCUAGGCUGGCACAACACUGAACCGUGCUUCCAGCCCUGUUUUUUUUCACUAAUUAUUUUUAGGAUAGAGUCUUCCCACCCAGUGCCCUCCUGAGCUUCUAUUCCCUACUUCAGGCUUCUAGUCAUCUCUGGGAUCACAUAUGCAGCUUCCCUUCCAUGGAGACAGUCUCGUGGAUUUUUCUGCUCAGGCUGUCCUGGUACAAUGAUCCUAAAUUUGAACAUUUUCUGUAGCUUAGAAUGAUAUACAUGUACUCUUACCUCCAGCAAUGAAUCCAGAACUUUUCUUCCUGUGCUGACUCCAAAUUGCAAUCCUCCCAUUUUUAGCCUUACAAGUAGCUAAGAUUACAGAUGUGAGUCGAUACCUAGGACAGUCAGGGAAGCCCCCAAGAUACUACCUCAAUGGAGGGAAGCUGAAGACAAUGUU